UCGGUGGCGUUCGCAUCGUCGUCGCUCGGUCCCUCCAGAUAAAGAACUUACCGCCUGCCGAUCCGAACCGUUCUGAACCAUUCGAACUGAACGCUGACCGCGAAUUUGUUGACUUUCCGUGCAGUCGUGCCAGUUGCGUUUUGCGUUCCGUGCGCUGCGGCUGCGUUUCCAGCUGAAUUCAAGUUAUUUAUUUUAAAAUCGAACGUUUUUACUAUACUGAUUUGUCGUAAAAUUCUUAAACUACUAUUAACAGACAAAUAAUUGCCAAACUUAACUAAGCCCAUAUAUGUAACUUUUGAAAUAAACAACCAAACAUCAAAAUGUAAUUGCAACCAGGAUCGUGCACCUCAACACCUAGAGAUUUAUCCCGUGAUAAUGCAUUAACUACAGGCAAAUAUUGCGAAACAGCUGUUGAAUAAUUUGCAUAAAUCAACGUUGGAGUAACACUUUCGGCUCUAGUUCUGCAGAGCUGCUCGCCAGUAAUUAAUUAUUGAUGCAUCUGCUGCGGAGGCUCCGCCCGGCUGUCCUUGGCAGCAGAGCCAGUUGCAACGGAGAGUGACGGCCAGCAAUCACAAUAGACGGCAGCGGCAGCGACAGCGGCAGCAACUGUUGCAACAAUGGCCAGUGGCAACAACGAAACUGCGCCGCUCUACUGCGGCAGCGGCAUGGAUAAUUUCCACACAAGCUACAAAAACAUGCAUGGCUACGUCUCGCUGGUGGUCUGCAUCCUGGGCACCAUCGCGAACACCCUCAACAUCAUUGUGCUGACGCGAAGGGAGAUGCGCUCCCCCACGAACGCCAUCCUCACGGGUCUGGCGGUGGCCGAUCUGGCGGUGAUGCUGGAGUACAUCCCGUACACCAUCCACGACUAUAUCCUCACCGAUAGCUUGCCCCAGGAGGAGAAGCUCAGCUACAGCUGGGCGUGCUUCAUCAAGUUCCACUCGAUUUUCGCCCAGGUCCUGCACACCAUUUCGAUUUGGCUGACUGUGACUCUGGCAGUUUGGCGCUAUAUAGCGGUGGGCUAUCCGCAGAAGAAUCGCGUCUGGUGCGGAAUGAGAACCACUAUAAUAACGAUAACCACGGCUUACGUGGUGUGUGUCCUGGUGGUGUCCCCUUCGCUCUACCUGAUCACUGCGAUUGCCGAGUCUGUGGACCAGCUGGACGCCAAUGGCAAGGUGAUAAACUCCAUCCCGAUGACCCAGUAUGUAAUUGACUACCGAAACGAGGUGAUGGGUGCCAGGGCGGCCGCCCUGAAUGCCACGCCUCCCACCAUGGCGCCGAACGAAACCCUGUGGUUGAACGUAAGUUCGUUGAUUACUUCCACAACCACCACCACCACGCCAGCACCACCCACUCCGUCGCCGGUGGUGCGAAAUGUCACGGUCUAUCGCCUGUACCACAGCGACUUGGCGCUGCACAACGCCUCACUGCAGAACGCCACGUUCCUCAUCUACAGCGUGGUGAUCAAGCUGAUACCCUGCAUCGCCCUGACCAUCCUCUCGGUCCGCCUCAUCCUGGCUCUCCUGGAGGCCAAGCGGCGGCGGAAGAAGCUCACCAGCAAGCCCUCGGCUCCGGCUGCCAGCAAUGGCACCAAGUCGGCGGUCAACGGAAAGGCCGCCGACCGACCCAGGAAGAACAGCAAGACCCUGGAGAAGGAGAAGCAGACGGACCGCACCACCAGGAUGCUGCUGGCCGUCCUGCUGCUCUUCCUGAUCACCGAGUUCCCGCAGGGCAUCAUGGGUCUGCUGAACGCCCUGCUCGGAGACGCCUUCUUUCUGCAGUGCUACCUAAGACUGAGCGACCUAAUGGACAUUUUGGCCCUGAUCAACUCCAGCAUCAACUUCAUUCUGUACUGCUCGAUGAGCAAGCAAUUCCGGACCACGUUCACGCUGCUGUUUCGUCCCAAAUUCCUCGACAAGUGGCUGCCGGUGGCGCAGGACGAAAUGGCGGCUGCUCGAGCGGAGCGCUCGGCGGUGGCGCCUGUCCUGGAAAAAGGACGCCAGCAGCCGCAGGUGGUGAUGGCGACCACGACCACCAACAUCACGCAGGUGACGAACCUGUAGCACAGGAGGAGCCGAGGUCGCCGCAAUCUGCUCAGCCGGCUGCUGAGUGUCCUGAAACGGCGGCGGAGGGAGUCCUCCGGAGGAAGGGGUCGCCGGACGGGCGGGGCGGGGAGCGGGAACGGAGCUGUGGAGCCGGAGGCGGACCCCCUGGCCCUGCAGUUCCAGGCCAUCGUCGUGGUCGUGGACAAGGUGAGCGGGGCCACGGACCACCAGCUUUACUCCGCCGAGCAGGCUCGAAUUGUGACGUAGUUUAAUGUGUAUCAUGCCUAGAUGUCCUUGUAAAAAGUAAUAUAGUUGUGUAAUAACCCAGCUAAGCACGAGAUACUUGCGUACUUUGGUGGCGAAUCGUAAAACCGAAUAGUAAUAAUAAUAAAACGCUGGCUCAUCACUCAUACGCUCGAUUGAACUUUGCUCUAUUCCCUCUUCACACUCAAGUGGAAGUUGUAAAAAUGCUGUGCAUAAAUUCACACAUACAGCUGUGAUCAAAACGGUAGUAAAAGUAUUCUAUAUUGGUUAUGCUAAAUUCAGGUUCAUUUUAUUAUUUGAAAACGUUUAACGUGUACAAGAUUUAAUUUUUAUUUCAAAGAGAAACAAGGGAAUGAAUGUUGCAAGCGAGUUCGUAAAUUCAUUUUAAAUUCUUUGGUACAUUAUUUUCUUAGGCAGAGCUUUAUUUAUUUUAUUUCGCUAGUACAGCCCCGCUUUUAUUAUCUUGAACACAGCUGUGCAGAUUUUCCGCAUAAAUCAAAUCAAAAAUCGUAGCUCUUGCAUCUUUUCCAUUUUGAUCCCAUGUAUUUUCAAGUUGAUUCACCCGCAUAAAGUAUGCAGUAGACGUGCUGACUCAAAACUACGAAUUUUUGGCAACGACUUAAGCAGAAUAUUUCAAGAUGUUGUACAUAAUAUUUAUACAAAUUGAUGUCCGUAUGUUAAAUAAUUGCAACUAGAUGUAAUUGAAAAUUUAAUGUCUCAAAAUAAUUUGUAAAGCCUUAGCCCAGUUUUUAUGCAACCAUUGGACAAGCAAGUGGAAGUUGCAGUGAAGUGCGAUAGUUAAAUAAAUCGGAUUUUGGGCUGUGAAUGAAAUUAUAAUUUUUCUUGAACUCAUUUGGAAAUGCACACACUUUUCAGGAGUUUACUGAGUUAAUUGAAAAUAAUUUAAGAGCAGUCACUGCAGCUGACCGAAUAAUCCAAUGCAACAAUGCAUAAAUGUUUACCAGUUUUUCCCUCUUGGGAAAACUGCACAUCGAAAUCGAAAUCGCUUAAGCCCCUCGAAAAAUGACAAAUGGACAGCGAACGCAUAAAUUAUGAUGAUUGAAGUAUUUGCAAUUGAGCCCCGACAAAUAUUUUCAAUCUCGUUAAUAAUUAACACAUACAUCAAGAACACAAGCCUACAAAUAAGUAAAUGUGAAUACACAAUGAAAAUGUAUAACUUUGUUGCUUUUACAACGAUUCAAUUAACUACUAAAUUGAAAGAAAUUACUUCAAGCCUAUACGUUUAAAUAUAUUAUAAAGUUGCCACUUCGCCUACUGAAAGUAAGCAUAAAUACUAGUUUAAUUGUUGUUUGUUAUACCUAUUUAAAUAUACGGAUAAGUGUGAUUUAAACUACUUAAUUGAACAACUGCGAGCCACAAAAAGGUUUAUUAGAGCGUAAUUAAGUUUUUAUAUAGCUAAAAAAAAGGUUAAUAAGCUCACUGAUUGGUAUUUAAAUUUAAGCAAAGG
Drosophila ficusphila is the source of this 3777-nucleotide messenger RNA. RefSeq names its product G-protein coupled receptor dmsr-1 (gene MsR1). Gene Ontology annotation, cellular component: membrane. The record is from RefSeq and is a predicted model, not a curated record. Gene Ontology annotation, molecular function: G protein-coupled peptide receptor activity. The transcript is spliced from 5 exons. The coding region runs from base 618 to 2063 and encodes 481 amino acids. Lineage: Eukaryota; Metazoa; Arthropoda; Insecta; Diptera; Drosophilidae. Gene Ontology annotation, biological process: G protein-coupled receptor signaling pathway.